AUGUUGUUGCUGACCCCGCCGUCGCAGCAUCUGCACUGGAGAUGGACCUAUCACAUCCUCAUCAUAUGGACGUUCACUGAAUUCAUCGCCUUGAUUCUCCUCGUCCCGGAGACCUUUGUUCCGGCCUUGCGCAAAGAAAAGGCUGAGAACCUCCGAAAAUUCAGCGGGAAUCAAAGGUAUUGGGCACCCUUGGAGCGUGAGGUUAAAGAUAUAGCAGAAUCCAUCGCGAUAAGCUGUCUAAAGCCUUUCGAAUUACUCAUUUACGACCGUAUGGCUCUUCUCCUGGAUAUCUGGACGUCCGUAGUUCUCGGCAUCCUCUAUCUCUCAUUUCAAGCGUUCCCAUACAUCUUCGGCCGCGUACACGGCUUCAACAUGCAAGAGACCGGAAUGACGUUCUUGGGAAUCGGCGUCGGCAUGCUCAUGGCAAUCUUCACCCAACAUCUAUUCAAUCUCAUGUAUCACCGAGCUGCCGCUGAAAAUAAAGGAAUCAUACCCCCCGAAACCCGCCUUGUGAUGGGAGAAAUCGGUGGAAUUUUGGUUCCAUUAAGCCUGUACUGGAUCGCGUUUACUACUUAUCAGAGUGUCCCCUGGAUCGUUCCCAUCAUCGCGUCCAUCCCAUUUGGGGCGGGGAUCUACUACGUGUUUACCUCGACGUUCACCUACCUCGUUACGGCGUAUCGCCCAAUCGCCGCCUCCGCCAUGGCUGCGAAUAGUGCGAUGCGUUCAAGUUUCGCGGCAGCUUUCCCACUUUUCGUCGGUGCCAUGUAUGAUAAAUUAGGAACCGCCGGCGCCACCGCCCUCCUCGCAGGAAUAACAACCCUGCUCGCCCCGCUCCCAUUUAUAUUCCGUAGAAUAGGAGCAAGGCUUCGCCAAAAAUCACGCUUUGCGGAACACUAA
Cyclocybe aegerita is the source of this 897-nucleotide messenger RNA. The record is from the annotation of a GenBank genome assembly. Lineage: Eukaryota; Fungi; Basidiomycota; Agaricomycetes; Agaricales; Hemipholiotaceae.